GAGUGUUACGACAAUACCAUACCUAUCACCUUUAUUGUUGCAACGAACAAAAGUACAGAGUGAAUGUCAAUAUGUGUAGUGAUUAAUACACUAAGUAAAACUAACACGCACGUCGUCACAAUUUCUUUGAAAAAUUAGAGUAAACUGUAUACAGGUAGCUGUUGUUUUUUAAUUCUACUUCCCUGUUGAAAUGGCUAGGGUAAAAUUAUACGAAACUGCUCUGACUUCACCGAAAUUACUUUAUAAAUAUUUACUGCGAGAAUGUGAAAAAUUGCCAAAGGAUGCACAACAGUUUUACAAACAUUCAGUUAAACAGAGUUUCAAGCAACACUUAAUCGAACCAGACAAAGAACGUGUACAGCAGAUAAUGGAAAAAGCAGUACGAGAUGCGAAAUGGGUGGUUAAUAAGGUACCUUUACAUGUUAUGUCAUUAUAAGUCAGUCUUCUAUACAUAUGUAUGUGACAGUUGAUUUUUCAAUAUGACGUAAUAAUAUAUAUUUUUUUAAAUAUAACUUUUAGUAUUCUAAAGUAGGAGCAACAGAACAUUGUAAGGAGGAAUA
This is a messenger RNA of Dufourea novaeangliae, 560 nucleotides long. RefSeq names its product LYR motif-containing protein 9-like. The transcript has 2 exons. The coding region runs from base 191 to 436 and encodes 81 amino acids. Lineage: Eukaryota; Metazoa; Arthropoda; Insecta; Hymenoptera; Halictidae. The record is from RefSeq and is a predicted model, not a curated record.